GCAGGUGUCAGUGGUCUAUACUGUAGUGUGGUGGUGUGGCUGUCGUAGGGGAAUACAAGAAACUAUAGUGUGUCCACAGGAACGACAAAAUGUCCCACAGGAAUCAGCUUGGCUUCCUCAAGUUUGUCCUUCACGGGUUGGUGCUUUUCAAAGUUGUCCCUCUGACAAUUACCCCGAAAGUCGUCCCCUUCAGAGUGGUGCUCCUGAGGGCUCUGUUGCCGCGUGGGUUGCUGUUACUGUUGCUGCAGUGGACGCUGUUGUUAAUGUUACUGCAGGGUGUGCUGCUAGAAACUGUUGGAGGGGAAGAGAUCGAAGGGCGCGUCAUCCCGCCCGCUUGGGAGCACCUCUAUCACCAGGAUGUAGAGGGGGACCUGGUAGUGAGGGAAUAUCUGCUGCUGGAAGUUCAUCCUCGCACAGCCCUUCUCUGUCCCCAGGGCUUAGCAAUUGUUAAGCUGAGGAUGUUGAUCAAGACGGGUCAGGACAUCAUCGAGGCAAACCCAGAGGCGGCGCUGGAUGUUCCCUAUGCCCACUGGCUCGUGAAGCCUGACGAUGGUGUGGUCAGCGACGAGGUGAAGGGCUCCAGCAAGUGCCCAACCCUUCAGGAGUGUCUCGGGUACCAGGCCUGUCUCUUUAACUUUGGCAUCGAGUUCUGUCACAUGGAUCCAGUACCAGGCCAACGGAAGAACCUGGAGGUGGUAUUGACCUGCAUGAGGGAGGGGUCAUUGCUGGCGGCUAUGAGAGACGUUAAGUACGACCAAGAAUACAUCCAGCAGAUCGAACGAAGGACGCACCUGGUAGUACACUUGACUUACACUUCGAGGUUGGAGGAGGGGGUGAAGGACUACAGCCUGACAGAGAUCUGGAGGAGGGAGGAGGCGGAGGAGGAGGUGUUCCAUGGGUCAUGUCAACGCCUGGAGGAUGCCACCGAGGCGGGAUACAGCGGUUACUGUCACCACCAACCUCCUGACCCUGUGGACGUUAGUGAGGUCCUGUGGUCUCUUCUGGGCAGGGUACCAUCAAAGGAGUGUCGUGAAGAGGUCCGCCAGAUCUACUGUUCCUUCCUCUACCACAACAAGGGUCUCUGUCUUCCUCCCUUCGUUGUCGACCCCGGCCAGGUAAGCGAUGUAGCGCCAGAGAAGAUACACCUCGCACACAACUCCUUCCCCCGUCCAGGACCAAGACCUGACCCGACCCUGCGUGUGGGAGUCCUCAGUGACCCACACCGAGUGCUCAUACCCGCACGUCUUGGGUUUGUUAUCCUGGCUCACAAGGAUCCCCCUGCUGUGAUGCAGCUGCUGGGUCUGGUGUACCGUCCUCAGCACCAGUACGUGAUCCAUGUUGAUGCUCGCCAAGGGGAGACCCGCGCUGCACUCACGUCCCUCCUUACCAAACUGAUGCCUGGGGCGACUAAUGUUAGGAUACUUCCCCUGUCGCGAUCCUUCGUGGCCUCGUGGGGAUCCUUCAACAUCGUGCGAGCAGAGUUGGAGUCAUUCGAAGAGUUGCUGAGGAUGGGUGUAUGGGACUUUGGGGUUAAGCUGAGUGGUGCUGACCUGCCCCUAAGGGACGUGGAUGACCUUAGUGCUACCCUGGCGGCCUACAGGGGGUUCAACUUCGUCCCAUUGUUUGGUCAGAGAAACAAUGAUAUGAAUGCUGACCAGGGCCUUGUGUUGGACGUUUGGCACGGUUGUGAGGGCUAUGUCUACAAUGUGACCAGGGGUGGUGGUCAGCCAUACCCAGAGGAGAUACCUAUCUAUACUGGGUCACAGUGGGCCAUCAUGAGCCGGGAGCUGGUGGAGUAUGUGGUGACCCCAAGCCUGCGCAGCGACCGAGUCAACCGCUGGCACUACCACCUGCAGACUUCUAUUAUCCCUGACGAGUCCUACUUCCCCACCCUUACCAUGAAUUCCCCCUAUGUGAACCAGUCUCUCCCUCUGGGCUUUCACUUCUUGAGAAAGUUUGAAGGGCGGAACACUAUCAACCUCUGCCGGCACAUGGAGGACACCGACUUCUGCGGUCAGGGCCCAGGACCUAUAGAGGAGGAGGACCUGAAAGAGAUGUUGGAGUCGUCACACCGGUACUUCUUCGCCAGGAAGUUCCACACCCACACCACCGCUCACCCCAUCAGGAUCAUGGUAGCAGAACAAGUGAGGACCAACUAUUAUCUAAACCUGAAGAAGUACCUGCCGCGGGCCCUCCUUCAUCAGUUGGCUCUCUUGGCCUUCCCUCACCUGAAGCAGCAGCUGGCCAAUCAUCCCAGUUUGGCUCACCUCACUGUCACUCCUGGAGACCUCAUUACGUUCAAGGUGUUACCGAGGCUACACCUGGUCAACCCUUGCUGUUCUCUUCCCUUUGAUAGGUCCUUCAAGAGUACACAGGAAUUCGUAUUUUGGCUCGAUUUUACCAUUAACGACGAGGGAGGGUCGCCAGUAGGAGGAGCGCGGGCGUUGGUGAGUCAGAGGCCAAUGUGUGACUGUUACCCUGAUGGUCACCUGAGAGCCCUGAGGGUCACCACCUGGCCUGAGGACCCUAACACUCCUAAACGUAUCCUCUCUGAUGGAAGCAAGUCAGCCCUCACCACCAAUGUGCCCCUGCCCUACGCGAUGCCCGGGGCUGACACGGUCUACGUUGAGCUGUGGUUCCAUGUCGGGCAGAGGAGCAUCAGUCAAGACUGCCGCAGCAGGAUCAGGCCACCCGGCACCCCUAUGGAGUUCCCUAACAUGGAGAUGGAGGAGGUGACGGCAGAUGACCUCCAUGUCGUGGUGCAACUGAUAGACCCCCAGGGCAAUGUGAGGUGUGAGGAAAGGAAGACAGAUCACUGGGACAAGAGUCACGUCCACCCUAACAGGGACUUUGAGAGGGUUGAGAUGCCUUCCUUCUUCACCCUCUCCUGCGGCGUCAUGGAGACCGGGCCCUGGACCCUGCGUGUGUACCAGGACGGGGUGAAGGGGGCACGUCACUACGAGAUGCCAGUGGUAGUGUUGCCGGGGCCCCAUGACCUGCCUCUAGACCCCCGCCAGCAGGAGCAGGUCGACCUACUGCAGGGGCUGUGGACCGUAGAACAGGUGAUGCUCCUCCCCGCCACCGACUAUUACGGAGACUUACCAAAACUGCCCAAGAGAGAGACAGCGCCUCCCCUCCACCACCCACACAACACGAAUAAAGAAAAUGUGAAUAUAGCUGAUGAUUUGAGACCUAGGGAGGAGGAAGAGAAGAAGGAAAAACAGAAGAUGAAUGUGAAAGAGGGAUGGGAAAGAGAUGAGGACGAGGAUAAGGCCCACAUCAAGGAUAUCUUCUAUCUCUCCAGGCAGCGUCGGUCAGCAGCGGAGAUGAUACAGCUUGGCCUCCACCAUUUCGACCCAACCCUCAGAUAUCAGAGCACUUGUUCACCGCUUUUGAGGAUGAAGGAGGCGAAGGAGGAGGCAGAUAAGACACAGGAAAGAAGACAGGAGGCAGGAGGAGGAGGAAAAGAAGAGGCAGGAGGAUGCUAAGAUUGAAUGAGGCGGAAGACAAGGAGGGAAUAUGACAAAAGCUACAAGGACGACCCGAUUCACUUUUUUUUUUAAUUUUCACCACUUAUCAGCUUACUAGCCAUUCGGGUAGUUGGUUUAUCCAGUGUAGUACAGAAUGAAACCGGAGACCAGAGUCCGGGAAAUCUGUGAUGUUUAGUAGUAAGGGCCACAUUGGCUAACACCCUUCUCAUAUUGUGUGUCUGGGCCAAGUGAAUACUUAUUGGGAGUGAGAGAGCGGGAAAGAGACAGCAAGAGGAACAGAGAGAGUGAAACAACAUGCAUACCGUAAACAGAAUAAAAUCCCACUGAGAAAUCAAUAAAAAUAAAUGAGUCGAUCUUUUGUGACUCGAAUUUCUCAGAUACUAUUCACAUUGCUUACAAAUUCAGAUAAUCAUAAAGUAUCGUUCACAAAUUAAAUCGAACGAAACAUUCUGUCAUUGAGUGAUUGAAUAUAAAUGAAUAAAAAGCUGAUCAAGACAAGCCCACACACCAAGCUGGAACAAAACACGUAAAAAAGCUUACUAGACGUGAAUAAAAGUCAACCGUGUGAAACGACUCGACAUAUAAUGGUCAUAUCAAGAUGUAUACAUACUGUAACCCAGGUAUAGGUAGUGACUUUAUAGGUCCUCCUGAUUUAGAGCUAAUUAUUUUCAGUUGGCUAUAAGCAAUUACGUAAUAUGAAAUUUUUUUGACUGUUAAGUUAAUAUCAAGCCUACAGGCGAAAAGUUUACUCUUAUCGUUAAGUAUGAAUGUACGUAUAUUAUGUAUACUUGUUUGUCUAUGUAUGAUUGUAUUUAUGUAAGUAAAAUAUUUAUAGUCAUGUAUUAUAUGUAUACUGAUUAAUAUACGGUA
Molecule: messenger RNA, 4361 nt
Organism: Homarus americanus (American lobster)
Lineage: Eukaryota; Metazoa; Arthropoda; Malacostraca; Decapoda; Nephropidae
Exons: 21
Coding region: 90-3488 (1132 amino acids)
Biological process (GO): heparan sulfate proteoglycan biosynthetic process; chondroitin sulfate proteoglycan biosynthetic process
Cellular component (GO): membrane
Molecular function (GO): protein xylosyltransferase activity
Source: RefSeq, a predicted model, not a curated record